AUCGAUAAUUAAAGGCUCAAAUCGAACCAGUCGCCACUCGCUUCCCGACUUUUUCUACCUACCAAAUCUCGUUCUAACAUUCGUUCUACCAUGACCAGGAACGUCCCAGGCAUGGAAUACAACAAUAACGUUCUACCAUGAUGCAGCUUCCAUCUCACGGAACCUUACAGGACAUCGCAAUUCAAGGAGAAAACAUCAAAAGUCCUCGCUGGACAGGUCUUUCACUAGAGCUCCGACAUAUGAUUUUGGAAUGCUUGGCAAACAUUUUAAAUCUCGAAGACCUCCCCAUCGCCCUCUACGCAAGUGUUUCGAAAGAAUGGCAGAGCUUUUUCGAACCGCUGCUCUGGCAGAAGCUGACCUUCCGACCCUGGAUUUCAAAGUCAAACUUUGAAGGCUUUCGCGAGGCUAUUCAGCGUCAUCAAAGAUCUCUCAUUAAGACCAUUACCCUUUAUCUGAGAAUGGAAGUGUACCGUUGCCAUAGAUGCCUUCAGGAGGUUGGAGGCCAACAUACACUUAUCGAGAGAGAGAGGGUACUUUAUGAAAAUUUGGAAGAGCUCCUCUCUAUUCUUGCUCUUUGGGCCGAAGGAAUACCCGAAAGUGGUGUUUCGCUUGAACUGAUUGGUAUCUCAGUUCCGAAUGCAGGCGAUCGGAACCGCGUAUCUAGACGUGGUCGACGUCGCUGCAUCCAUCGUCGAUCACCCGCCGUUUCAGAUCCAUCCGCGGAAAUUCGUAGUAUCAACAGCGUUGUCAGCAAGCAAGGGCCUGUUCGGCGGGUCCCUAGUAUCACCGCAAUUUCCGUCUGUCCGACAAUCUCUUGGAGCUGUUCGUCUAUCUUACUCUCUCACCUUUGCGACGGCUUUCCGUGCCUUCGGCGACUCGACUUUGAACAACAGCUGGGAGAGACGAGAACACUUCAACAAGCAAUCGGAAACAGAGUCGCCUUCUCAAUCGCAGAUCGAGUUCCUUCUCUGCAGAGGCUAUCCGUAUGGGAGUCUCGGUCCAGAUUGAUAUCUGAAGCUCAAAGUCAAAGUAACUCCGAGAAAGCAAACGCUUUAGCAGCUGUGCUGCAGACUGCAGUUCCCACUAGCUUUCACCUUAAGGAACUGGCAAUAACGUAUGUCAUUGACGCGAGGAAUUUCUUCUCCCACUUCAACGUUUUACUCUCAUCAGGCGAGGCAUUGCCUCCUUGCAUGCUUGAGCGUCUAGUUCUCAGUUGCCAACUUGGACAGCUGACUACCAGUCCUAAAGAGUUAGGUUGUCUACUUAUGGCAGCAAGUCAAGCAGCUACAUAUAUGCCCUACUUAAAGAUGUUGGAAGUAUGGAGUCCUGGUGUUGGAGAAGGGUUCUUUUUCAGAUACGAGGUCAAGGAGAGCGAAGUUGAUCUCACGAUGGCUGCGACUUGGAAAUUUGAUGUCGUGUCUUGGCAGCAUGGCCAAGGGUAUAGGGCUUUACGAGCAUGGGAUGAGGUAGCAAGUCGACAUAUAGACCGGAGGUUCAACUGUGCUAUUAACACCAUUGACACAGUGGCUCUACCCAAGCUAUACAGUAUCUGUAGUGGUCUUAGGUCGUUCGAAUCGAUUCGAAAAUGGAGGAAAUCUUGAACCGGCAGAAGUAGAAUCCGUCCAAGUAGGAAUAAAGCCAUAGAAGAGUAC
Messenger RNA from Colletotrichum navitas, 1652 nucleotides. RefSeq lists its product as uncharacterized. The record is from RefSeq and is a predicted model, not a curated record. The transcript has a single exon. Lineage: Eukaryota; Fungi; Ascomycota; Sordariomycetes; Glomerellales; Glomerellaceae. The coding region runs from base 138 to 1601 and encodes 487 amino acids.